Penicillium macrosclerotiorum is the source of this 801-nucleotide messenger RNA. RefSeq lists its product as uncharacterized. The transcript has a single exon. The record is from RefSeq and is a predicted model, not a curated record. The coding region runs from base 1 to 801 and encodes 266 amino acids. NCBI's taxonomy places the organism in Eukaryota, Fungi, Ascomycota, Eurotiomycetes, Eurotiales, Aspergillaceae.
AUGGAUUCCAUGAGAUCUUUGAAUACCUCGUUGCCAAGUUCGACCCCUCGCCCGCAGCCGCCGGAACAACUCCUCCAAUCAUUCAAAGCUGCUGCUUUGUCCGUCACCAACCUCUACAAGAAUGCCGUCUGUGAGCAAGCUCAGGCAAAAUCCGCUGGCUACCAGGAGGCGAUCGAAGACCUGCUCCAUUUUCUCGACCGUGAGAACCUAGGUUUGGGUGAUGGCGAGGGGUGGAAAGUGCGACAGUGGGCGACGGAGAAGUGUGACGGAACCGCCUCCCAAGCCAGCGAUGAUGACGAACGAGUGGACUCCGACAAGCGGGAUCGCAGUGCUACGCCUGCAACAACGAGCAAAGAAGCUCCGCCCUCCGAAUCAACCCCGCGACAGCCGCCUACCUCCGUCCCGACCUCCAUUCCCCCUCCAAGUCGAUCAGAGACAACCACACCCACGCCACAGUCCCAAGAGACCUCUUUUGGAGCCCCGACAGUGUUCACCUUCACCGCAGGGCCAAAUUUCCCUCAGUGCCAGGAGCUUGAUAUGGACAUGCAAUCGUCUGACCAUUCCGCCCCGACAUCCCAAGAUGGCGCAUCUCCUGUUAGCGUUUCUUUAAUGCCCCGAAACCCCCGAUCCCAACUUCGUCACAACAACCACAGCCGGCCCAAUGCUCGUUCUGCCACACGAGAGCCCUCAGCCAGCCUGGGCUCAAAGAGGAAACUCACAUUUCCAGAUUUCUUCGACCUAUCAGGCAUGGCUAAUGGAAGGGACUUAUUUGGAGGAGGCAAGCGAGGCCGCUUCACCUAG